Molecule: messenger RNA, 669 nt
Organism: Camponotus floridanus (Florida carpenter ant)
Lineage: Eukaryota; Metazoa; Arthropoda; Insecta; Hymenoptera; Formicidae
Exons: 4
Coding region: 271-669 (132 amino acids)
Source: RefSeq, a predicted model, not a curated record
UUGUAUUUAGGUAUAAAUUAGACUUUGACAUCAAUUAGAUUUUUCUCAGGCUUAUGCUGUUUUGUAUUAACCGUGGCCGUAAUACUUCAAACUUUUCCGCUAAUAUUUGAUUUUAUAUUACCUUUGAACGAGUCACGUUCUUGGCAAUUUUUUAUCGUUACGGAAUAUUUUUUCAAUCAAGAGAAAUAUGUAUACGCAAUACUAUUACAUCAUAUCCUAGCUAUAUCCAUAGCAGGAGUCACAGUGUGUAGCGCCAGUUCGACAUUCUUAAUGUUUCUCCUACAUAUAUGUGCUCUAUUUAAUAUCGCAAGUCAUCAUAUAGAAAAUGCGAUGAAGUGGAACAUAUUAGCAAUAUCUGAUCCUAAAAGAGAGCAUCUCCUUUACCAGAGGAUUGUACAUGCAGUUAUUGUACAUCGUAGAGCCAUCGAGUUUACUAAGUUUUUCACAUCUGAAUUUGCUGUAUUAUUUGCUAUUCUGAUCUUAGUUGGUGUCAGCUCUUUAAGUUUAACUCUUUUACAAUUUCUUCAAUUGAUAACAUUAACGGGUAAUGUCACAGAGAUAUUCGUAUUUGCUUUGUUAAUUUUGAUUCAUUUAACUUAUAUGUUCUGUGCCAAUUAUGCGGGACAAAUAAUAACAGAUCAUGGAAUAAAGCUGUUCGAAGCAACGUGA